AUGUCUGGACGUGGGAAGCAAGGUGGCAAAGCACGUGCUAAGGCCAAAUCCCGUUCAUCCAGAGCGAGCCUGCAGUUCCCCGUGGGCCGAGUCCAUCGCCUGCUCCGCAAGGGCAACUACUCCGAGCGGGUCGGGGCUGGCGCGCCGGUGUACCUGGCGGCGGUGCUGGAGUACCUGACGGCCGAGAUCCUGGAGCUGGCGGGCAACGCGGCCCGCGACAACAAGAAGACCCGCAUCAUCCCGCGCCACCUGCAGCUGGCCAUCCGUAAUGAUGAGGAGCUCAACAAACUGCUGGAUGGUGUGACCAUCGCCCAGGGGGGCGUCCUGCCAAACAUCCAGGCCAUGCUGCUGCCCAAGAAGACAGAGACCCACCACCACAAAGUGCAUUGCAAAUAA
Camelus dromedarius (Arabian camel) is the source of this 396-nucleotide messenger RNA. Its product is annotated as histone H2A type 1-A. Gene Ontology annotation, biological process: heterochromatin formation. Gene Ontology annotation, molecular function: structural constituent of chromatin; protein heterodimerization activity; DNA binding. Gene Ontology annotation, cellular component: nucleosome; chromatin. The transcript has a single exon. Bases 1 to 396 code for a protein of 131 amino acids. The record is from RefSeq and is a predicted model, not a curated record. NCBI's taxonomy places the organism in Eukaryota, Metazoa, Chordata, Mammalia, Artiodactyla, Camelidae.